AUGUUGCGACGCUCGCCUCGACUUCCCCCGGAGAUGAUGGAUCACGUUAUCGACUUCGUACCGGAGUACCCGGACAAUCAAUCCAGUCAAGCUACGCUGCUCGCUCUCUGUCUCAGUUGCAAGGCUACCAAGCCACGCAGCGAGAGGAACCUCUUUAGGGCUCCCUACAUCUCUUCUUCUACCGCCUGCUACUAUUUUCAGAAGAAACUCACCGAGAUCCCUGCCCGUCGCGAACGUGUUGAAAGCCUCGUAGUCAAUGGGCGAACCUGGCUGGCUGCUUUACAUAUAUCUGUGUCGGAGCCUCGUGGAAACACGAACUUCCACGUGCUACCAGACGUAUUGCGCGCAUGCCCAAACCUCAAGCACCUCACGAUCUCCAAUUUCUCCGAUGGGCACGGAUAUAGCCUGCUGGAGUUUGCACGAACACAAAGAGAACACUCGGCGUUGCGAUCGCUGACGGUCGAGAACUGCGAAUUUCAAGAGUACAAAGACAUCGAAGCCCUGUUGUGUCGCGUUCCCUCGCUCCGCUCCUUGACCAUGAAGGACAUAACGGUCUGUCAGCCUGUGGAAGCAGGUCUCCGCGCGGCCCAAUCUCUCAUCAAAGCACCUUUGAUUCUACACGACCUGACCUUUCACGAAACGCGGGUCGCAGAACACUCCGAUCGCUCCGUCUACGACCCCCGUUGUCACCCCCUUCACCGCUGGCUUAUGGUACUCACCGCCGCUCACGCGGAACAAGUCGACGUAUCGGUCAUGUUCCUCGAUGAUCACAUCUUCCUCGGCAUCCUCCCUCCGUACGAAGACAUGAAGGCGCUUUCUCUUUCAUUCGGGCACAGGCUCCGCUGUCCCGCACCCUUUUUGCAAAAGGUGCAGAAACAUGUUGUUGCACACGUGCCUGACUUCAGCUUUGGAAUUUCCCACGAGACAAGACAUGCGUGA
Messenger RNA from Punctularia strigosozonata HHB-11173 SS5, 939 nucleotides. RefSeq lists its product as uncharacterized. The coding region runs from base 1 to 939 and encodes 312 amino acids. Lineage: Eukaryota; Fungi; Basidiomycota; Agaricomycetes; Corticiales; Punctulariaceae. The record is from RefSeq and is a predicted model, not a curated record. The transcript has a single exon.